This is a messenger RNA of Vespula vulgaris, 1259 nucleotides long. It is a transcript of the gene Taf13, whose product is annotated as transcription initiation factor TFIID subunit 13. Gene Ontology annotation, biological process: transcription by RNA polymerase II. The record is from RefSeq and is a predicted model, not a curated record. Gene Ontology annotation, molecular function: protein heterodimerization activity. NCBI's taxonomy places the organism in Eukaryota, Metazoa, Arthropoda, Insecta, Hymenoptera, Vespidae. The coding region runs from base 116 to 499 and encodes 127 amino acids. Gene Ontology annotation, cellular component: transcription factor TFIID complex. The transcript has 4 exons.
AUCGAAAACAACAAUCUCAUCUACUUUGUAAAUACAUGCGGCACGUGCUAUUUGUCCUGCAAGAUACGUUCUCAAUUCUGCAGAUUGUGCAUUGUCUAAAAUCGAGCCAGAGGUUAUGGCUACGGAGGAAAGUUUCGAACAGUUCGAAGAUGAAGAGGCUGAAAUUGCUAUCGGUGGUACGUUACCAGGAGGGAGGAAACGUCUCUUUUCGAAAGAACUUCGAUGUAUGAUGUAUGGCUUUGGUGAUGAUCAAAAUCCUUAUACCGAAAGUGUUGAUCUACUUGAAGACCUCGUCAUUGAAUUCAUAACAGAAAUGACACAUAGAGCCAUGGAAAUCGGACGUACUGGACGAGUUCAAGUAGAAGACAUUGUCUUUUUAGUUAGAAAAGAUCCACGUAAAUAUGCCAGAGUGAAAGAUCUUCUAACAAUGAACGAAGAAUUAAAGAAAGCAAGAAAAGCAUUUGACGAAGUUAAAUAUGCAGGUACUGUUAGCCAGUAGAAUUAUGUUUAUAUUAUGUUUUUAAUAUAAUGAUUUUGUCUGAUUGAUGCAAUCUAUGUGAUUUUUUAUUAUAUUUUUUUUUAUUAAGAAUGGAGCAUUAGUAAAUAUAAAAAAAAGUUAUGGACCCAUAUAGAUUGCAAGUUAUUAAGCUUAAACUUGAUAAGUAACAUAGCAAGAAUAUGUCUCAAUUUUUUUAUAACAUUGUUUGGUUUGUGCAAUGCUAUAACAUUGCAUUAUUUGUACUGGCUUAAGAAUGUAGAGUUAUCGUUCCUCUUUUUUAAUUUGUUUAUUCUUUAUAAAUUAUUUCUUUAAGAAAAAAAGUUUACAUAAAAAAUAUCAGAUAUAUAGCACAUUAUAUAAUAAUUUAUAAUACAAAUAUGUUAUCUUUUAAUAUCUGCAUGCCUUACUUUGCAUGCCUUAAGCAUGUCCAUACUUUUUAUGUUUACAUUCCAUGUACAUGCAAAGACUGGACAUUCUUUUACUAUUAUUUAAAAGAAUAAUACUAAAACAUAAAGAAUACUAGAAAGUAUUAUUAUCUAGUAAAAUUGAUAUAUAUUAUGCUUUUCAAUUUUUAUAUUUUUUUCUAAAUGAUCAAACUAAAUUUUCAUUAAACAAUUUAUUAAUAACAUAUAAAUAUUUUAUGUUUUUACAUUUUACUUUGUUAAGUGGUGUAUACAUAAGAAACACACAUGUACAUGAAGUAUAAGACAUUGUUGUUAAUCGCUGUAAUAAAUUGUUUGCAAUUUUUAUUGAUUAUUCA